Messenger RNA from Neltuma alba, 1304 nucleotides. RefSeq names its product F-box/LRR-repeat/kelch-repeat protein At2g27520-like. The record is from RefSeq and is a predicted model, not a curated record. The transcript has a single exon. Gene Ontology annotation, molecular function: protein binding. The coding region runs from base 1 to 1131 and encodes 376 amino acids. Lineage: Eukaryota; Viridiplantae; Streptophyta; Magnoliopsida; Fabales; Fabaceae.
AUGGCAUGCCCGUUUCUUCCUGAAGAUAUCAUGGCAAACAUUCUCAAACGAAUCCCUAUCAAAUCCCUAAGCAGAUUCCGAUGUGUCUGUAAACAGUGGAAAAAUCUCUUCCAAACUCGAUCUUUCAUUGCAGACUACCUCCACCAUCCCGGUCAUGAUGAUACCCCUCCCCUUCUCUUACAAUCGAAUCACAGAACUGAUCCUUUGAAGCUACGUUUUGUCGAUGAGAAGAAGCGGGUCCGUGAAUUUCAGAACCCACCUUCGAUCGAUUCGUUGCAAUGUGCUAACCUAAUCGGCUCUAGUAAUGGCUUGGUUUGUGUUGAAUUCGAUGAAUCUGGUACGUCUCCUUUUUCCCUUUUGUUGUGGAAUCCAACUACUACAAAGGUGAGAAAGAUACCUAGAGCUAUAAAUGAUUUUAAGGGGAAUUGCAUUUUAGGAUUUGGGUACUGUCAAAUUAUUAAUGAUCAUAAGAUUGUGAGAGUUUAUGAGUUUGAUCUCAAGGUUAAUGGAGUGGAAGUGUAUUCCUUAAGUACUAAUUCAUGGAAGGAAAUAAAAUAUAAGAACUUGAAGGGCAAAAGACUUUUUCAUGACACUGUCACGGUUAAUGGCACUAUGUUUUGGCAUGGGUCAGAAAAUUCCAUAGUGUCAUUUGACAUAGAAACAGAAGAGUUUAGAUUGAUACCAAUGCCUGUGAUAUACCCUCAAGCACUUACUGUGCUUACAGUUUAUGAGAACAAACUUGCUAUGUUUUCUAUCACUGCCACUUUAUUGCGGAUGGAGCCUCUAUUGUGGGUGAUGGAGGGCACAGGUGCAUCUGAGGAGGGAUCGAGUUGGACUAGGAAAUAUUGGAUCCAUCCAUACUCAUGUGCAGAGAACGUCUGGGGAGAUGACAUUAUCUACAACUUCAAUAUUGAAAUUAUGCCUAGACUCCAAAGGCUUCUUAGACUUGAACUCAUCAAUGAAACUCAACAUGGAAUGGGGGAUGGUGGAUUAUUAGAGAUUAUGUUGAUGUCCACUGUAAGAAAUAAUGAAAUUGCUACCUGCAAAUGUGGCCGUGGUCGUCAUAUUUUCAAUCAUGUGGAAAGUCUUGCACCAGUUGACAGCACCCACGUUGAAAAACCAACGUCCUAAAUCUAGUUAUUGCAUUGUAUAUACUUUGUUUUAGCACUUGUUAAUUUAGAUCAUUAUGUAUGUGCAAGGCUUGAUGACAAUAUUGCUAAAGAAGCAGGAGUAGGGGGUCAUUCUCAGGAACUCUGUCAUGGAUUUGUGUAAUUGCUUCUCUCAAUCAAUUUCUCUCUUCUUUA